AUGUGGUACCUUGAAGCGGCAUUUAAGAUCGUGCAUAUAGUAGCAACUAUCCAAGAUACAAACAAUCAGUCAUAUCAUAAGCUGGUGCGACUAUCGUUCUCCAGAGUAUGGUACCAAGAAGCUCUAACACGUUUCCCUCUGGCUGAAGACGAAACUGACGGAGAAGGCGAUAUUGACAUCGAUAGUAGUGACGAAGAUAGUGAAGACGAUUUUUUCAAUAUAUUUCUUACUACAAACAAUACUGUCAAUGGCGUACUUAGAGGGGGCGUUCUGCCCUUCAUAGACCCCCAAGUCUGCCAUCCAUCCCAGAUGGACCAAGCCAUGCAGCCAGAAACUAGGUUGGUAAAAUGUCCAGUGUUCAGAUGUACAAGUAAUUCUAUAUAUAAUUAA
Messenger RNA from Acanthoscelides obtectus, 390 nucleotides. The record is from the annotation of a GenBank genome assembly. Lineage: Eukaryota; Metazoa; Arthropoda; Insecta; Coleoptera; Chrysomelidae.